Molecule: messenger RNA, 1337 nt
Organism: Jatropha curcas
Lineage: Eukaryota; Viridiplantae; Streptophyta; Magnoliopsida; Malpighiales; Euphorbiaceae
Source: RefSeq, a predicted model, not a curated record
CUCAAUAUAAUAUAUAUCACACAGUUUUCGGAUAUGGCUGCAGAACCUUAAUUAACAUUUUCGAUCCAGUACUCAAAUCAAUUAAACCAUCGUUUGUUUCUCGAGAAAAUGAAGAAAUUAAUUAUACAACUGGCCAUGCCAUUUGUGGUGAUGAUGUCCACCUUCCAAGCCCAAUCCCAAGAACGCCAUGAUGACUUGAGGCUUGAUUGUGGAGCAUCAAAAGAAACACCAGCAAGUGAUGUCGUUUAUUGGCUUCCUGAUGAAGAUUAUGUAAAAUCUGGAAAAAACUACACUCUAACUUAUAGCCAAAACUUUAGCACAUUAAGCACUCUAAGAUAUUUUCCAGAUAGCCAAACAUCCUGCUAUAAUUUACUGUUUUAUAAAAGAGAUGGAAAAUUUCUGUUUCGAGCUGGGUUUUACUAUGGCAAUUAUGAUGGUUUAUCAAGCCCUCCAUAUUUUAAUUUGGAGAUAGAUGGUAAUAUAUGGGCAACAGUAACAACUUCUAUGAGCGAAGAUGAUGCGAUUUACUAUGAAAUGAUUUAUAGAACUAAUGGAGACAGUGCAAAAGUGUGUUUGACAAGAACUAUGUAUGGAGGUGUUCCUUUUAUUUCUUCUCUUGAAGCUUCUUAUUUUUCCUCGGGUGAUGAUCCUCGUUAUGGGUUUUAUCUGUUGAUGGAAAAUAAGAUUGCUUUGCAGCUUCAUAGCAGGACUAAUUAUGGUGCUAAUGACACCACCGGGCAAAUGGCUCCAUAUGAUGAAUGUUGCAACCGGAUUUGGAAACCGAAACAAAUGGCAGAAUAUCGCAAUAUUGCUUCCAAUUACAUCCCCACAGGAUAUUUCUAUGAUGAAAACCAACCUCCGGAACGUGUAAUGUCAACAGCAAUACAAGCAAGAAAUGUCACAAACUCAAUCUAUCUAUCUAUAGACAUUUCCCGUCAAACAACAGUAAUAGCCUAUUUCGUAUUCUAUUUCAGUGACCCAAUUUAUAGAUAUCCUGAAAAACCAAUUGGGAUAGUUGAAAUUUUUAUUGACAACAGAAAAAUGGGUGUUACUGAUAUUCCUUACAAGUAUGACGACGACGAAAUGUACCGUGUCGUUUCAUUCUAUCCUGUUGAGGUUAAUGGUUCAGCUAAUAUAACAAUUUCUCCUGCACAGAACUCUACAUCGGCACCACUACUUAAUGCUAUGGAAGUGUUUUAUGUUGUUAAUGUGACUAAUAUGUCGACCAAGUCAGGUUAUUUAUUGCCAAAUUUCUGGGUGGCAAUAUGCUUCUUCAGCCUUCAUUUCUUGUUGGCCAUUAUUUGAAAUUCCAAAAUUUCCUAAAAGGAUAUCUUUUA